ACAAGAGCUAUAGAGUGGUUAGUAAAGCAAAAAGAAAAAAGAAAAUCAUGUUGAAGCCUACAAUCAACCAAUCUUGCUCUCUUAACAAUCUACUACCACUCCACAAGCCCUUUGUUCAUGGUGACGCCAUCAACAAUUCGUCCUCCUCAGCCUACUCCCCCACCAUCCUCCGCCAAAACACGUCCACCAAGAAAUGCAAUGCCACACCUGCCCGAUCCACCUCAGCUGUCGGUAACAUUAAAGCCGCGGUGCUUCCAUUUCUUACUAAGGCCACCACCGUCAAGGGUGUCAUCACCAUCAAACCAACCAUUAGAUCCGCCCUAUCUGGUGUGAUUAUUGGUGAUGUUGCUGAUGGUGUCUCUGAUCUCCUAGGACGAUCUUUCUUGUUGGAGCUCGUUUCUGAGGACCUAGAUUCAAAAGGAAAGCGGAAGACAGUGAAGGCGUAUGCGAGAUACAAAGCAUUGGAUUUUGACAUUAAUGUGUACACAUAUGAAUGCACCUUUAACAUCCCUAAUGAUUUUGGGGAAAUAGGAGCUGUCAUGGUAGAAAAUGAGUAUAGCAAGAAGAUGUUCUUCAAGGAGAUUGUUCUUGAUAACGGUGUUACUUUCACAUGUGAAUCUUGGGUUCAAUCUAAGAAUGACGUUCAGGCGAAAAGAAUCUUUUUCACCAAUAAGUCUUAUCUUCCAUCGGAAACACCGGAAGCACUGAAAUCGUUACGAGCGGAAGAUCUGGAAUCGCUUCGAGGUAACGGCGAAGGACAGCGUAAAUCACAGGAUCGGAUUUACGAUUAUGAUGUUUACAACGAUCUCGGAGCUCCAGGUCUGAGCAUAAGUUUAGCACGGCCGGUGCUCGGCGGCGAGCAACAUCCGUACCCUAGGCGGUGCCGUACUGGUCGCCCGAUGUCCACCAAAGAUCCGUUGUCGGAGACCAGAACUAUCCUCCCAUUCUAUAUACCAUGCGACGAAGAUUUUUCAGAGAUAAAGACUGUACAGUUUGGAGCAAGGACUUUGUACUCUGUGUUGCACGCAGUUAUACCGAUUCUAAAAUCGGCUCUUUCAGGCAGAGACAAGUUUCCAUUAUUCACACACAUAGACUUGCUUUUCAACGAAGGUGUUAAUGUUCCUCCUGUUGAGGGUGGCAUUGCAAGUGCUUUGCCUAGACUUGUAAAAGGUGUGGAGACUGCAAAAGCCGUGAUCAAGUUUGAGACCCCUGAAACCCUUGAUAGGGACAAGUUCUCUUGGUUCCGGGAUGAGGAGUUUUGCAGACAAAUGCUUGCUGGUCUCAACCCGUGUAGCAUACAGUUGGUUACGGAGUGGCCAUUGAUGAGUAAAUUGGACCCUGAAAUUUACGGACCACCUGAAUCAGCAAUCACCAAGGAGAUUGUACAACAAGAGAUCGGAGGUUGCAUGACCUUUGAUGAGGCCUUAGCGCAAAAGAAACUCUUCAUGCUGGAUUACCAUGAUCUGUUGUUACCUUAUGUGAAUAAAGUACGACAGCUUGAAGGGACAACCCUUUAUGGUUCAAGAACGUUAUUGUUCCUUACGUCUUCUGGAACGUUACGCCCCGUAGCCAUUGAGUUGACUCGCCCACCGUCUGACGGGAAACCACAGUGGAAGCAAGUGUACACACCCACUUGGGAUGCUACCGGUGCGUGGCUCUGGAAGCUAGCCAAGGCUCAUGUCCUCUCCCAUGAUUCGGCUUAUCACCAACUUGUUAGCCACUGGUUAAGAAGUCACUGUGUUACAGAGCCUUACAUAAUUGCCACGAAUCGCCAUCUUAGCCAAAUGCAUCCUAUAAACCGACUACUUGUUCCGCAUUUCCGCUACACUAUGCAAAUCAAUGCUCUAGCUCGAUUAGCUCUCAUUAACGCUGGCGGUAUCAUAGAGUCAACGUUUGCUCCUGGAAAAUACUGUAUGCAACUUUGUUCUGAUGCGUAUGAUCAGCUAUGGCGAUUUGAUCAUGAGGCACUUCCAGCAGACCUUAUUAGCAGGGGUUUGGCGGUUGAAGAUCCAACCGCGCCACACGGUGUGAAACUAGCGAUCGAGGAUUACCCAUUUGCGAAUGACGGUCUACUUAUUUUCGAUGCUAUCAAACAAUGGGCUGCUUCUUAUGUCAACUACUACUACCCGCAAGCGAAUCUUGUGGAAUCUGACGAAGAGCUUCAAGCAUGGUGGAAUGACAUCCGUACAGUUGGUCACGGAGACAAGAAAGACGAACCGUGGUGGCCGGAGCUCAAAACCCAAGACGAUUUAAUCAGAAUCGUUUCAACCAUCAUGUGGGUGUGUUCUGGUCACCAUUCAGCGGUCAACUUUGGUCAAUACGACUUUGCUGGUUACUUCCCCAACAGGCCAACAAUUGCAAGAACUAAAAUGCCCGAUGAAGACCCCACAGCCGAAGACUGGCAGACGUUUUUAAAACGGCCCGAGGAUGUCUUGUUGAGUUGUUUCCCAUCUCAAAUCCAAGCUACACAAGUGAUGUCGGUUUUGGAUGUUUUAUCAAGUCAUUCACCGGAUGAGGAGUAUAUCGGUGCAAACAUUGAGCCCGCGUGGGAAGCGGAGCCUGCUAUAAAGGCAGCGUUUGAGGAGUUUCAAGGAAGGUUAAACCAGCUGGAAGGGAUUAUAGACUCGAGAAACAGUGAUCCCCUUUUAAAGAACCGAAGUGGUGCAGGGUUGGUUCCGUACCAACUUCUGAAGCCGUAUUCUGAAAAUGGUGUGACCGGGAAAGGUGUUCCAAACAGCAUAUCCAUCUAGUUGGUUUGGUUCGUUCUGGUUCGUGAUGCUCGAGUAAUGGCUUUGUGUGGUUUUUAGGCAAUAAUCUAUGGAAUAAGUUCAUUAAGUGUGUUAUCGGUCAGUCUACAGAACCGAGCCUAGUUUAGUUGUGUGUUAUUUUGAUAUGGAAUAAGUUCAUCUUGUGUGUUCUUGUAUUUUCGGUCAGUCUACAGAACUGAGCCUAGUUUAGUUGUGUUUUAUUUUAAUAUGGAAUAAUAUUAUAUUGUGUCUUCUUGUGUUAUCAGAAAUGAGCCUAAAAUGUAA
Helianthus annuus (common sunflower) is the source of this 3032-nucleotide messenger RNA. Its product is annotated as lipoxygenase 2, chloroplastic. Gene Ontology annotation, biological process: lipid oxidation. The coding region runs from base 48 to 2750 and encodes 900 amino acids. The record is from RefSeq and is a predicted model, not a curated record. Gene Ontology annotation, molecular function: metal ion binding; protein binding; oxidoreductase activity, acting on single donors with incorporation of molecular oxygen, incorporation of two atoms of oxygen. Lineage: Eukaryota; Viridiplantae; Streptophyta; Magnoliopsida; Asterales; Asteraceae. The transcript has 8 exons.